Molecule: messenger RNA, 502 nt
Organism: Microplitis demolitor
Lineage: Eukaryota; Metazoa; Arthropoda; Insecta; Hymenoptera; Braconidae
Gene: RpL36
Product: 60S ribosomal protein L36
Exons: 4
Coding region: 92-436 (114 amino acids)
Biological process (GO): cytoplasmic translation
Cellular component (GO): cytosolic large ribosomal subunit; ribosome
Molecular function (GO): structural constituent of ribosome
Source: RefSeq, a predicted model, not a curated record
UUUUGAAGAAUAACGAGCUGCUCGUAAUCGCAUGCGCAGAGUCUUGAAAAAGGUAUUUUUCUUUUCCACGCAGUGACGGAUAACAAGAAGGAUGCCUGCACGAUUCGAGUUGGCCGUCGGCCUCAACAGAGGACACAAAACCACGAAAAUUCGGGUUGCUAAAAACAAAACCGAAAAGACAAGAACUGUUGCUUUGAGACCUUCACGUUUCAAGGGGCGUCAAACAAAACACACGAAAUUCCAACGUGAUUUAAUUCGUGAAGUAACUGGUCAUGCUCCUUACGAAAAGCGCGCCAUGGAGUUGUUGAAAGUCUCCAAAGACAAACGUGCUUUGAAAUUCUUGAAAAGACGGUUGGGAACACACAUCAGAGCCAAGAGGAAGCGUGAAGAAUUGGGUAACAUUCUUGUACAAAUAAGAAAGGCUGGGCAUCAUUAAAAGCUUUUUCUAACUUGGAAUAAAUGAUGCAAAAAUAUUAAUUAAUAAAUUAAUAAUUACUUAAUA